Molecule: messenger RNA, 252 nt
Organism: Purpureocillium lilacinum
Lineage: Eukaryota; Fungi; Ascomycota; Sordariomycetes; Hypocreales; Ophiocordycipitaceae
Source: RefSeq, a predicted model, not a curated record
AUGCUUUGCGCGCGUCUUUUUGGGCUUCGCUGCGCCGCUGCCGCCGGCCGACGCGGAGGGGGCCAUGGUCUGCGGGCGCAGGAAGAGCGGAGAGGGACGCCGGGGGGAGGGAGGGAGGGUCGCAGCUCAGGGCGGAGAACUCAUGAGAAUCUGCGCGUUGUUGGUUCACGCCAUGAGAUGGUUGUGUUGGAAGAGGUUGACGGUGGUACAGAAUGUGUAACGGGCGAAGGGGCCCUGUUUAGGUGGUUAUGA